AUGCCGCGACGAUCUCGAUCGAGUGCCGGCUCGUCCAAAUCAAUUGAAAAUACACAGCCAGAAGAAGAUCCUCAGCAGCGAAACAACGACAACGCCCCCGCCGACUCCAGCAACAAUGAAGGGGAUGCGAAGCCCGAGCCAGCCAAGUCCCCUCGCGCACACCGCGCAAUGGGCCAUUUCGAAGCUCGGCUCGAGAACACCGACUACGACAGCCUGGUCCCUCUACCUCCCAUUCGCAUCGCGCGUGACCAAAAAGCACAAGUACGGGCUCCGUCGGCGGCGUACCUCGGCCCAGGAGAUCGAGGAUUUCAGCACACUAUGAAGACGAACAAGGACAAACUGCGGCCCCUGAUCAAGGAGUGGUUGACCGCGUGUAAGCCGCUCUUCACGAGUGCGCCGAUGCGCGUCCGGAACAGCUUCGAGGCGCACAUGCUGCACCCGCCUGUCAACCUCCAAUUCGAGACCGAUGACAAGGAGACGCAGAUCGUCACUCGCUUGCCUCCCUCUCUCCCGGCUGAGGAAACGAAGGAGGGGGAUCCUGUAGGUGACAGCUUGCUGGAUCGUCUGGCCGAUGGCGUGACGAUCCCCAUGGACGAUCUCGCGGCGCUCCCUGUCUUCGAGCUGUCGGAUGUGGACUCCUUCCUCGAGAUCAAGGGUGGCUCCGUGUAUCGCGUCACCAUCAACGGGAAGGACUACCUCUACAAGCGCGCACCUAGCGAUGAUGAUGAUGACUCGUCUGAUCCAUGCCGCGCGGUGGAAAAGCUCUUUGCCCUGGCGCCGUUAUCGCUCCGUAUCCCCAGGGUGGAAGGACUCAUGAGCCCGCGGACCACGGCCGCUGGCCUGCUGUACACGUACAUCCCCUCGGUGGAUCUAAGUAGUAUCCCGAAUAUCGACGCAGUGGACAUCGCCGAGCGCCGGAAGUGGUACGACCAGAUCUCGGAUAUGGUGCUUACGAUGCAUCUGAAGAGACAAUUCUGGGGAGACGCGAAGCCGGAGAACGUUGUUAUCGACCAUGAGCAUCGCGAUGCUUGGCUCGUUGAUUUUGACGGGGUUUCCACCCCCUUGGUGAAGGUAUCUAAAUCUAAGACCAAGUAUAAUAUCGCGCAUGAUCUGCAGGGCCUGCAGGAUAUUCGCGAGUUUUUGCUUCUCUCGGCCUGA
Messenger RNA from Aspergillus homomorphus CBS 101889, 1158 nucleotides. RefSeq lists its product as uncharacterized. The transcript is spliced from 3 exons. Bases 1 to 1158 code for a protein of 385 amino acids. NCBI's taxonomy places the organism in Eukaryota, Fungi, Ascomycota, Eurotiomycetes, Eurotiales, Aspergillaceae. The record is from RefSeq and is a predicted model, not a curated record.